Molecule: messenger RNA, 5376 nt
Organism: Sturnus vulgaris (Common starling)
Lineage: Eukaryota; Metazoa; Chordata; Aves; Passeriformes; Sturnidae
Source: RefSeq, a predicted model, not a curated record
AUGCAGGCAGGAGUUUUUGCUGUGAGUAGUCACAAGUGGCAAGUGCAGAGCUGGAUUUUACAGCAAGAUGCCAUGUGGCUGGCCUGGGGAAACUGCAUUUGUGCAUGCUGCUCUGGAGCCCUUGAUGGCCUCUUCGGGACUGCUGUGGUUUGUUGAGAUCCUAGGUCUUGUCCUACAUAGAAAGGCACCACAAGGCUGAGAGGAGGCUGCAGGGAAAGUCAUCAGAAACCCUGCUCCUUGCCUCUUCCCAGCCCAAAGAGCCUCCCCUGGAGCGAUGCUGCUCUUCCUGUGGCAGCUGAACUCUGUCACGUCUAGGGAGCCUGUCAGCCUUGGACGGUGAGUCAGCUGGCAAGAGUCAUCUCAGGGCAGCUGGGUGCUCCUUCUCCUUGGGGCCUGAAUGUGUUGCCUUAAUGCCCUGCAAGCAGGAGACUGGAUUGUCCCAGAUUUGAAGCGGAUGGUGUUGCCACUGGUUCCCCUGGCUCUCCCCACUUGCAUUAACAUGCAGACAGCAUUCCUGUGAGCGAGCAAGGAAAAGCAGAAGGUCCAGAUAAAUAAAGAUGAACUUUCUCCUCAGUGGAAAGUGGGUCAGUGAAGAGGGAGUUUCAGAGCACCACGUUGUGUACAUUAUGAAAACCUGUGAAGUGUGGCAAUAACAUCACUCUACUCUGUGGAAAGUGCCUCUGGUUUCCUGUAACUAGACUCAAAACUUAAUUGCAAACAUAAUUGCAUGUAUCUACAGUGGAGCCUUAGCAAAGGGUCUGAGUGUCUGUUUCUCCUAACUGGGUAAAAAUUUGGAUUCUGUGAGAUGAGAAAUGCAACCAAAAGUCUUCAGGUUUUUGUGUGAUGCAGGGAUGGGUCAAAGGGAAGUGCCAUGGUUGGGCAAUGGAUGCAGCAGUUUAGCACAGUUGCUCCUUUCUCUUUAACAUUUUUUGAGAGUACAAUUUAUGUUAGGUGUUAAAAUGAGUUUUAGCAAGAGUCACUGUUUUAAUAUCUCAGCUUCGUGGGAAGUCACUGGUGUGUCUUCCUAGCCUUUGGUCUUUGAAGCAGCUUGUCCUUACUGAGCUCAAACUAGCACAUAGCAAGUACUUCCCCUGCUUUGGUGCUGUACUACCUGAACAUCUUGUACCAUCUUCCACAGAGGUCAGGAAAUUUUAUCACCCUUUGAUGCAGAACUGAGCCACAGAGAUUUCCUGUGUGACUUUGGGCAAGUCCCUUAGCCUCAACAAGCUGAGUCUAGAGCAUAGGUCCUGGUUUAGUGCUGCAUGAGGGAGAUAACUGCUCUUCCUCUUUGGGCAGCCACUCGCCUGGUUUGUUUGUAAGUGUCCAUAAGGCUUUGGACAAGGCCAGGGAGCUGAGGGCUCUGGUUGGUACCACAGUGCCCUUGGCCUCCUGGGCUUGCAUAAAGCAAGGUGUCUUGUUUCUCUGGCCAAGUACUCAGCAUUUCCUACUCUAAGUACAGGGCCAGGCAUAAUCCUGCAGGAAAAAGGGAUGUUGCUAGUCGUGGUCAUAAUGUGUAUCAGCAAAGGAAGAGAAUUAAGAUCGUGCAAAUGGCUAUGACAUUACCAUUUCCUGGAUCAAGUGCCUUACAAAUACGAUGCUCUUAAUGUCACUUUUCCUGGGAAAAUUCUACAGCUCUUUUUUAAAAAGGCAAAUGAAGCAAGCAGGUUGCUUCUCACUCCACUGCAGCAGGACAUCAGGAUGCACUCUGUAGGGUGAUGGUGUGUGCAAAGCAGUGGGGCAGGAGCCUGGUUUGCCACACAGACACCCCCUGCCCAACACCUUCCAGAAGCUUUUAUCUUGAGCAGUGAGGCAGAGGACAACUCCCCUCCCCUUUUCAAUGUCUUCAGGAAGCAAAGAGUGAGAAGGGUCUCAAGUGUGGGGACUCUGCACUGUACUGACCUUCCUAUCCCUCAGGCUAGUAGGGAUGGAGUCAGCCAGCAGCUGUGUUCUCGCAGUCCUUUGCUGGUGUUGGAGGUUCCUGUGGGCUUUUUGAUCUGGCUGGCCUGGGUACAGCUGUGGCCUAGCUUCCUGCCUGCCUUGGGGCAGCCCACACCAGGAAGGGGGAGUGUGUGAAGGAGUUCUGUACGUGCUUUUGUGUCUUGCUUAAAUCUGAUGCUAAGGUUUGCCUCCCAGGAUGAGGCCUGACAUUCCUCAGCAUGUACAGAGGAAGUUUAAGACAUCCUUGUUGCCAAUGAGUUGUGUGUUGUCAACAUCCAAUGCAGGUAUCUAAAGCUCUGCUCUUCCAUAUCUUACCACACAGAGGUUUUUGGUGGACUGCUGAGGUCAGUCUGUGCUGUCUCUUUGAUGAACUUCUCAUUUUAUUUUUUUGCUAAUGCAGCUCCAAAUUGUCUCCCAGCAUACCUUUAAAGUGAAUCCUGAGUUCUGGGGUAACAGUGUUCCUGUAGGAUGUGAACAGUGUUGCAAGUUGCCACUCUAAAGGGCAAAGGAUAACUUUCCACAUUGCUUGUAACUGCUACAGGUGAUACCUUGUAGUGAGAAUGAUGCUGUUAUCACGAGCCAGCUGCAGUUAAUUCUGGUGCUGUUGGCUGUACCACCUCCCAGUCUCCUGUACUGCCUCCAUCCCUACUGUACCUCCUCCAUGGGGAUGGAGAUUACAGCAUCCAUGUUGGCAGGUCUCUAUAGGAAUCAGGAGUCAUCCUGCUUUCCUGAUGCACCUGUGUGUCCAUGUGUGCUCUACUUGCCUGCAAAGCAUUAAACCCAUCAAAAAGAGGCUGUUUUGUCUCCUUGUGUGGUUCCUCUGCAUAGGCACAGCAUAGGUGGAGGUAGGGGAAGAACGCUGAUUCAAGGAGAGGGACCAGUGAGAUGGAGGUCCUGCAGCAGUGAUGAAAUAGCCUUUUUCUCCUUUGGUGGCUUUUGUCCCUCUGUGCUGAGUCCACACACUAGAAAUUUCAACCAUGUACAUGGUUUCACAAGUGCAUUCUUGUUUGUUUGGCUUUGUUUUUCCCCUGUUCCCCCAUUUGGGCUGCAUGAACCCUCCAGAGCUGCUGCUUAUACCAGGCACUCUUGGAAGAUCCUGCCGGUAUUGAACUCCAGUUAUCACUCCAGUAACUGGAGAACCAAGUAGUGAUGGUGGCUCUGCCAGUGAAGAAAAAGAAGAUAAAACGCGAGGUUAAGAUUCUGGAGAAUCUCCGUGGUGGCACCAACAUCAUUAAUCUGAUUGACACUGUCAAGGAUCCGGUGUCAAAGACCCCUGCUCUGGUGUUUGAGUACAUCAAUAACACAGAUUUUAAGCAACUGUACCAGAUCCUGACAGACUUUGAUAUUCGGUUUUAUAUGUAUGAGCUGCUUAAGGCCCUGGAUUACUGUCACAGCAUGGGAAUCAUGCACAGGGAUGUCAAACCCCACAACGUCAUGAUAGACCACCAACAAAAAAAGCUGCGGCUCAUAGACUGGGGUCUGGCCGAGUUCUACCAUCCAGCUCAGGAAUACAACGUCCGUGUGGCCUCUAGGUACUUCAAAGGACCAGAGCUCCUUGUGGACUACCAAAUGUAUGACUACAGCUUAGACAUGUGGAGUUUAGGCUGUAUGCUGGCAAGCAUGAUCUUCCGAAAGGAGCCCUUCUUCCACGGCCAGGACAAUUAUGACCAACUGGUUCGCAUCGCAAAGGUCCUGGGCACAGAUGAGCUGUAUGGGUAUCUCAAGAAGUACCACAUAGAACUGGACCCACACUUCAAUGACAUCCUGGGCCAGCAUUCCCGGAAGCGCUGGGAGAACUUCAUCCACAGUGAGAACAGACACCUGGUCAGUCCUGAAGUCCUUGACCUCCUGGACAAGCUGCUGCGAUAUGACCAUCAACAGAGGCUGACUGCCAAGGAGGCAAUGGAUCACCCCUAUUUCUAUCCAGUGGUGAAGGAGCAGUCCCAGCCCAGCUCAGAAAAUGCUGUGCUCUCCAGUGGCAUGACAACAGCACGAUGAGGACUGGAAAACGACGGGUAAUUCAAGAUGUUUACAAAUAAAAGCAAAACCUUCGGUCACACAGUGAAGGGAAAAGAACCAAGGACCCCCCCCCUUCUUCCCCUCCCCUUUAUACUCGGCAGAAAUCUAACCUUGGGGGGGGUCUUAAACCUCAGUUCCUCUCUGGUGGUUGUGGUUAAUGUAACUCUAACCCUGUGGUACCAAAGCCCUGGGCAAAUGGUCUUGCAAGAGCUAAAUAUGUAGUGAUAUCCCCAGGGCUCCACACAACUGAUUCUGGUUCACAUCUCUAUGGAUCCUUCUCUUCCUUCUCAGUCCAGCCUUCCCCACUACGCUGGUGGGGACAAAUUGGUCGUUCCACCAUCAGCCCUUAGCAUGCCUCUUUCUAAACUUGCCUUUCUGACUUGUAGACUCUGAAUGAACCAAAUUCAGGCUGGGGGUCAGCAGGUGCAACUCUGUUUUGAGGUCCAAGUCUUUACUGCUCACUCUGGGCUUGAAUUUGGCCCUUGAAUUCCAGUUUCAAUUGUGAAUGCCAGGGUAGUUGGGGGGAGGGAGGGGGAGUUCAACAAAAAACAACCCACAAACCCAGCAGCAUCUCGGGAUUGGUUUGGAGCAUUAAAACAAAGGCACUGAUCCGAGUUGCUGGGGAGAGGAGAUCCCCCCCUCCAGUGUGUUUGACAAAGGCUCGCUCUGAGAAGAAACUCAAUAGACCUGCUUUGGAAACUUGUGAAUGUGAGGGCUGCUCUUGUGGCAGGAGAGGGGAGGGACUAUCUAGACUUUCCCACCGAGCUCAGGAAAGUCAGUGUUGCAAGAUUUCUUGUGAUAGGUGUGCAACCACGUACCUCAUGACGUGGCUCCCAUGAGAAUUCGUGCCAGACGCAGACUUGUGCCAGAGCACAGCUCUGGAGCGGUUCAAUCCAGCACCGCAGGAUGGAGGAGUGGAGAGGAGGCCGGGGAGGAGAGCACAGGGAGGGGGGAGGAUCAACAAACAGCGGUGUCAGGGCGGGGGCUGUGCAGCUACUGAUCCAGGCCUUGGGAUCCCACGCAGUGUUUUAACAAAGUCAGCCAUUUGUUGAAUUCUGGGGUGCCGAUCCUGUUGGGGGGUGGGGGGUUCGUCUUAUGGGUUCUUUCAUCAGAUCCCUCGAUGGCUUUAUAGCCCCACAAUUCACAGUUGCCUCCUCUACUUGUUCUGUGUGUAACUUCAUCAAGUGGUUCUGGUGACACUCAAACCUAGACGCUGGAGAUAGUGUUUUCCCACCAGCACCUAAACACAGAAUUUCCUUCUGCGGCAUUGUUGAAAUAGUUAAUUUUUUAUAAGGUUGCAAUGUUUCUAUUUGAAACAUCUGUUUACAUUCCAUAUUCCAAUAAAGUUCUAUUGGCAUCGACAGCAGGUCAAUCCAUUUGUAUAAUUCACUGAAACCAAUAAAUAUCUAUACGUCUGAA